GUUGUUUUCUUCACUGCCACCCUUUUCCAUCAUCCUUCUCUCUACCUGCACUAGAGGCGAGACAAAAGGUCCAAUACUUUGUCCAUCCUGCAUGAAUGCUCCAACAUGCACGUUCAUGAUGGAGAGACGACACAAUGCGAGUGCACUGUCAACAGGUCCGCUCCGCCCGUCCGUCUAGAGUCCCGUUGAUGGUUCGGCUGUAGGCGGCCGUAUUGUGCGCUUCAUCCGAGUCGCGCGGCUCUUCACUUGCGUUUGUCGGUCAAGUAUCCCCAUCUCUCAUACUUGCACAUCUCAUCUCUACUCGUGAUCCAUACAUCACAAUCUACAUACCCACCCAUUUUCACGGUCUCGAGUCUGGCCAUCAAUCUCGAAUCAAGAGGGCGGGUUUUGCUCGUACUACGCAAACAGCUGUGCGAACCUGGUUCAUCGUCAGUCGACAGCUUCAGCCUUCAGAGAGCGAGCAACGAUGAUGACGAAGCGCACUCUUGUCACUGCCUCUCAGAGAGCUUGGUGUGUUUCUAACAGCGUGUCAUGUCGAAGAAGCUUCGCUAGCACGCGCAAAUUACAGGAAGAUUAUGGGUUCAUCGGACUGGGCAUGAUGGGAUAUGGCAUGGCAAAGAAUCUUCGCCAAAAGAUCCCAGCUUCAGAUCGACUCUUCAUCCAAGACAUCAACACUGCAGCGACCAAACAAUUCACAGAAGAAAUGAGUGAAUACAAUGUCGAAGUCGUAGACACUGUCCGAGAUAUUGCUGAGAACUCGUCUACCAUCAUUACCGUCUUGCCUAGGCCUGAACACGUCAAGAGUGUCUUCGAGGAGAUGCUCGAGCCAUCCACCGACCGCGCCGAUGCCUCUAGCCGUCUUUUCAUCGACUGCUCCACCAUUGACCCAAGUACAUCUGCCACAGUAGCCGAUGCAACACGCAUCACCGGGCAAGGCAUCUUCGUUGAUGCGCCCAUGUCCGGUGGCGUUGUCGGUGCGGCAGCAGGAAAGCUGACCUUCAUGAUCGGCGCCGCGCCCGAACAUGUGUCCCGGGCGACAGCUGUGCUCUCUCUCAUGGGUGCGCGCGUCGUACACAUGGGCCCGCAAACCAGCGGCUUGAAAGCCAAGCUCGCCAACAACUACCUCCUCGCGCUGAACAACAUCGCCACGGCCGAGGCGAUGAACAUGGGCGUACGAUGGGGUCUAGACCCCGUCGUUCUCGCGAACAUGAUCAAUUCCGCCACGGGUCGCUGCUGGCCCAGCGAGGUCAACAAUCCCGUUCCUGGCGUCGUGGCGACAGCUCCCGCCAGUCGCGAUUACGCCGGCGGUUUCGGCGCGGGGCUGAUGCUCAAAGAUUUGAAUCUUGCGCUGCAGGCGGCCGAGGAGGUCGACGCCACUCCUCAGCUCGGACUGCAGGCUCGCCAGAUCUACGAGGCGGUCGAGGCAGAUGAGAACCUCAAAGGUAGGGAUUUUUCCGUUGUGUAUAGGUAUUUCGGCGGGAUUGAAGGUGGACAGAAAUGAACCGCGAGGCGUCAAGCACGACAUGAGUGUAGAAAUUGAAUGAAAAUAAAUGAAUUUCAUGUUUCUCUCACGCUGAAUGCUUUUCUCUUCGUCCAUGUCAGUCUUUCCAUGGGACUACCUUUUAUUAUUGUCCCCAGAUGCCAUUGCCGAAUCCUGUUCACUUCUGUCG
Messenger RNA from Dissoconium aciculare CBS 342.82, 1670 nucleotides. RefSeq lists its product as uncharacterized. The coding region runs from base 467 to 1501 and encodes 344 amino acids. Gene Ontology annotation, cellular component: mitochondrion. The record is from RefSeq and is a predicted model, not a curated record. Gene Ontology annotation, molecular function: 3-hydroxyisobutyrate dehydrogenase activity; NADP binding; NAD binding. Lineage: Eukaryota; Fungi; Ascomycota; Dothideomycetes; Mycosphaerellales; Dissoconiaceae. Gene Ontology annotation, biological process: L-valine catabolic process. The transcript has 3 exons.